UCCCCUUCCCCAACUCCCAAAAAAAAGAAAAAAAACCUCCUCAAGGCACCGAUGCGGGUUUAGCCCUGCCGUAGUUUGAUGGCCACCGUUUAUAAAUAAAGAGUGACUCGGAUUUCAGAGGAGUACAAGAAGGAAGCAGGUGAAUCUUAUUGUGAAACCCUUGUCCGUACAAGUCUCUCGAAACUUGAAAUCUCUGCCAAUUGAUUCUGUUUUCUGAUAAAGGGUAUCGAAGAUUGGGAAUAAAGGGGAGGAAAUCGGCGGAGCUGGUCCUGCAUGGACGAUCAGAGAACGUUAUAAGAGGAGAGGCCAAGCCAUCGGUGCGUUAUCAGAAGAGGAGCAGACGACAACAACAUGUCUGCCAUAGUGUGCGGCAAGAGAUCUUUCUUUGAAGAUAUUCCAAGUCCCCCUGUUUCCUCUAAGAGAAUCCGCUGUUCUUCCUCUACUUCCCCUAUUCGAUUUUCCCCACCAAGGCCUAGCGCUGCUACUUCACCAAUACCCAACAACAACUUCUCGUCUUUAUCAUCUUUAUCUGAUCAGAUUAGUUCUGCUUCAGUGGCAGCAUCGACGCACAAUCUCAAUCAUCUCAGAGCUAUUUUCCCUGAUAUGGAUGAUCAGCUUCUUGAGAGAGCACUUGAAGAUUGUGGCAAUGAUUUGGAUUAUGCCAUCAAGGGUUUGAAUGAGCUCUGUUUAGGAUCCACAGAUAGAGUGUUGGGUGCUGGUAUACAUAAAUCUGCUCCAAAUAUUGAUGCUCAAAUACCAUUACAAGCAAGUGUAGUGAUCGAUGAUGGGGAGGUUGCAUCUUCUGAGGAUGCAUUGGGUUUAAAUAACCUUCAAAUGGAUGGUUCAGAAUGGGUGGAACUAUUUGUCAGAGAAAUGACGACUGCCUCCAAUAUGGAGGAUGCCAGAGCCCGUGCUUCGAGAGUGCUUGAGGUUUUGGAGAAGAACAUUCAUGCCCGUGCUGGUGUUGAAGCAGCACAAAGUUUUCACAAGGAAAAUAUGAUGCUGAAGGAACAAAUGGAAAUACUGAUCAGGGAGAACACCAUUCUGAAGCGAGCUGUAGCCAUCCAGCAUGAGCGUCAGAAAGAAUACGAAGAUAGGACCCAGGAGUUGCAGCAUUUGAAGCAGUUGGUGUCUCAGUACCAGGAACAGUUGAGGACACUUGAGGUGAAUAACUAUGCCCUGACAAUGCAUUUGAGACAGACUCAGCAAAGCACCUCCAUCCCUGGCCGUUUUCAUCCUGAUGUCUUUUAGUAAUUGGAACAUUUAAUGAUGGAGAUAAGGGUGGCAGCUCCAGUUAAUUUCAUUUUAUUCAUCUCAUGUUCUGUUGUUGAUGUCCGUUUAUAUGAACAGAAUUUAAAAGUUUCCUGGUGCACUUGCCAAGCUGAGAUCAGUAACUUGUUUAGUUGCGAACCUCUUGAAGCUGGGGCAAGGUUCUUAGUCUAAAUACCUGUUAGAUUCAUGAACAUCAAUUGGAGUGCGUGUUCGAUACUUCUUUGGUUGUUUUACUCUAAGCUUGUGGAGGUAGGUGUUAAGACAUUCCCCAAGCCAAACUCUUUGUUUCUGUUAAAGUAGCAUGGGAAAGGGUUCUGUCACAAUAUUGCACUGGGGAAUACAUCUUUUGCUAUGUUCUAACCCUUUUUAAUGCGAUGUAAUUUGCACCUUCUUUUGGAA
Macadamia integrifolia is the source of this 1671-nucleotide messenger RNA. RefSeq lists its product as uncharacterized. Bases 352 to 1251 code for a protein of 299 amino acids. The record is from RefSeq and is a predicted model, not a curated record. Lineage: Eukaryota; Viridiplantae; Streptophyta; Magnoliopsida; Proteales; Proteaceae. The transcript has 5 exons. Gene Ontology annotation, molecular function: ubiquitin binding.